AUGGCGCCUUCCAAGGAUCAGCUUAACGAGAUCGCCGCCCAGGCUCAGCUCGACAUGAACACCUACCAGUCCAAGACCGGCGCGGCCCGCCCAAUGGGCAACGACGACGCCGGCGUCUCCUCCGUGGUAGAGCGCCAGUUCCCCGGCGCCUCCGUCAGCGUCCAGGGCGACCCCACCAACAACGUCUCCUACAAGCCCGAGCAGCCCCCCAAGAACCCGGCCGAGAACGACGACGACGUCGUGCCGGCCAAGAAGAUCUCCUCGCUCGGCACCCAGGACCAGAAGGACGACAUCCUGCUCCAGGGCGAGGGUGCCGUGCGCAACAACGUCGGCACCAAGCCCCCCGGCCCCGGCGGCCAGAAGUACCCCGGCUCCGACUACUACAAGCCCGAGUCGGUGCCCGACAGCAUCUCGGCGGAGGGCUACGUCGCGCCCGAGAGCGUGACGCAGGCCUCUGCGGAGGCUGAGAACCCCGACAAGUUUGGCACCAGGUAA
Colletotrichum karsti is the source of this 495-nucleotide messenger RNA. RefSeq lists its product as uncharacterized. The record is from RefSeq and is a predicted model, not a curated record. The transcript has a single exon. NCBI's taxonomy places the organism in Eukaryota, Fungi, Ascomycota, Sordariomycetes, Glomerellales, Glomerellaceae. The coding region runs from base 1 to 495 and encodes 164 amino acids.